Molecule: messenger RNA, 1281 nt
Organism: Aspergillus brunneoviolaceus CBS 621.78
Lineage: Eukaryota; Fungi; Ascomycota; Eurotiomycetes; Eurotiales; Aspergillaceae
Product: cytochrome P450
Exons: 6
Coding region: 1-1281 (426 amino acids)
Molecular function (GO): iron ion binding; oxidoreductase activity, acting on paired donors, with incorporation or reduction of molecular oxygen; monooxygenase activity
Source: RefSeq, a predicted model, not a curated record
AUGGCAAUCCUUGGAUACUUGUACCUUCUGCUACAGCUCAACAAGAGAAGACAUCAAUAUCCACCGGGGCCGCGGCCACUCCCGAUCAUCGGCAAUCUGCACCAGUUGCCACGGCGGGAUCCGUGGCGAACCCUGAAAACCUGGCACAAUCGACACGGCCCCAUCAUCACCGUCUGGGUGGGCUCCCGCCCGAUUAUCAUCAUCGGUUCUUUCCAUUGCGCGAAAGACCUCUUCAAACGACGAGGGGCUAUCUAUGGCUCUCGCCCCGCGUACUUUGCCGAUGCCAUGGGCAGCGACUCCCUGGUCGUGGCUCUGCCAUAUGGUCUCCAGUGGCGCCGACACUGCCUCCUCCUCCACACAUUGCUGAACAAGCGCCGAUGCAAGGACUGCAUCAGUCUCCAGGACCUCGAGUGCAAGCAGCUACUAUGGGAGCUGCUCUGGACCGACGACUUUGCGGGGCGAAUCCACCGCUUCGCCGCAAGUUUGACUUUUGCAUUGGCGUAUGGGCGCCGACUGGAGCGCGGGGAUGAGCCAGAGGUGAAAGAAAUAGAUCGCAUCAUGCGCGAGCUCCUGGGCGAGGUGUGCCUGCCAGGGGUGGCGUUCCCUAUCCUGGACCAUCUGCCAGACUGGCUGGCACCGUGGAGAAGAAGCGCCGCCCGACUACAGGACAGCCAGGCGCGGGCACUCCAAACGACACAAACAAAGGCAUGGAGUCGUACCAUCCGCGACCUCGCCUGCGCCCGAUGGCCCGAGUCGGCAUUCAGCGAGAACGAGAUGGCCCACGUCGUCGGAGUCAACUACGAGGCCGGCAGCGACACCACGGCCUUCGUGCUCGAACGACCGGCCGUGCUGCGCGCGCAGGCUGAACUAGACGAAGUGGUGGGUUCUCAGCGGAUGCCGACACUGGACGAUAUGCCCCGGCUUCCGUACCUUCAGGCUUUCGUGGAAGAGGUGCUGCGCUGGCGGCCCGUCGUUCCUGGGGGCUACCGCAUUCCGCGAGGUACGACUGUCAUCCAGGACCACUGGUCGCUGGACUUCGAUGAAGAGGUCUUCCAGGAUCCGCACAGUUUCCUCCCGGAGAGGCUUUGUCCCGGCGAGAAUCUGGCUCGCAAAUCGUUGAAUCUUUAUGUGGGGAAUGAGCCGCCAGACCCAUUUGCCAUGACACAGGGGAUCAGCUCGCGGCCACAGCCCUUCAAAGCUGAGUUUCGGCCGCGGAGCCCGUCUCGUCGAACUCUCAUUGAGACUGAGUGGAAGAAUGUUUUAUAUGCUGGUUCUAUUUAA